AUGGGUAUUUGGCAGUUGGCAGUAUGUCCCAGAAAGGAAAGUGCUCGAGUGCUUGAGCACUUUCCUUUCUGGGAUAUACUGCACGAGCACCAAUUGCAAGCAGCAAAUGCUGGUAAAGGUGCUCAAUUUCAUGGAACAAUUCCCAUAUUGCAAGAAGACAACAAGAAGUUGCAGGAUAUGGGCAAGAUACAGGAUACAUGGGAAACGUCCGGCUUCAUCCCUGAGAUGUCUACUACUGGAUCAACAUCUGUCAUCACCUCAUCCCUAAAUGCUUCACCGCUGCUGCUCCGCUGCACCACGCCUUUCACACAUCCAAAGUUCAGUGGGUUUGCUAUCAAAGGCCUGAUGCAAAAUUUCAUAGGUCAAUAUGGGACAAAAGCCAUGCUAUACAACAUGCUGGUUUUGUUACAUGAUGCAGGUUAUUACAGCACCAAGGAUAAAUCCUGGACAACAAUGAGUAGCUGUCCAGACUUUACAAAACCUUGGAGUCCAGGUUUGGAGGAUGAGUGUGCGGCAUUCCUUAACAACAUUGUACUGAAGGUCUACUCUGCAUUACCCAGCACGGCAACUGCCUCCUUGAGAUGGUGGACCGCUGCCAACUCAGUUUGUUCAGUGGAAGACGGCAGUGGCAGACAGCGUCCCGACCUAGUCUUGAUGAGUGCUAGCUCUGACAACCCCACAAAUCCCAAAGCUCUUCCACCAGCAAAUUGGAGAAGUGUCCACGCACUGGCUGAGCUCAAGGACAGGGAGAAAAACUCAGUGCCCCUCCAUGGGCAAAUUUUUCAGCUGAUGGGACAUGCAUCAUUUCUCAGAGCUGCACAAGAUCGCCGGCUCCAUAUCUUAGGCUUUGCUUUAUGUGGAGCAUCAUUCACUCUCCUUUACAUAGAUCAAGGCGUCAAUAUCAUCGUCAAAGAUACCUGGCAUGAUGUUCAUCGACUUUUAACAGAGGGUGCAAUCUUGCAUUUACUUGAGGCCAAGGGUGUAAAAGGAGUACCUUGUUUGAUUGGCGAGGAGAAGGUCCCAGUUUCGAAGCAGUGGAGAGAGGGAGUAGAUGGCCACCCACUUCCACAGUACAACUGUACAAGCAACAUACAAGACUCUAUUGAAACCAUUGAGAUCAACGCCAAAGAGAGAAACAUGGCUCUUGCAGAUCCCUAUCAGCCGUAUCAGCUUCGUGCACAUAUACGUUCUACUACAACUCCAGCUGGCGCUCUUAUAACAGACUUCAACUGUUUGGAGGAGCUUCUUGUUGUUACAAUUGACCAUAUCACAAGCCACAAGAUGGCAUAUAGCUCUAUCAACUAUUUUUCCCCUGUGGGCAACACAUUUCCAGUCAGGAUCUUGUACCGAGAUGGUUCUACAAAUUGGGGGUUUGCGGCUGCAAUACCAAAGAUAAAGGAGGGGGAAUUUUCUCAGUCAAAUCUAUCUCAGUUUGAUAAAGAAGAUGCCGUAUUUGAUGAGGGGCUAUUUGAAGUUUCCUCUGAAGAGGAGGAUCCUGCCCGCCAUGAUCGCAAGGCCAAGAUGUUGGACACCAUGCUGAAAAGGGUUGCACAGCAACAAAGCGUAAUCCAGCAGGCCCAAGGUUCCUUUGCCAACACUUCAAUACAUGGCCAUAAUGUUCCAGGGUGGGAAAUGGAGGUCGCUAGAGGUACUGCUCACGAGACCUUUGAGCUCUUGGUGGGCCAGGGGUGGGCUGUGGAUAACGGAAACCAUGUCCUUGAACGCACAGGUACAGAGCCCUUCAUGGCUGUAGAAAUACAGAAUGCACAACCUGGAGAGCCCAUUCAGCACGCAGCACAUCAUGAUGUUGAGUCCUUCUACUACAUUAUUUUAGCUAUGUGUGUUCUACUGGAGCAGCCCUACCAAUUCAAGGACAAGGUGUUUAUGGAGUGGGAGGUAAUCAGGAAAUGGCUCAAUCCUGAAUUCAACACCAAGUAUACCCAUGCAGAUGCAGCGCAUCACAAAUUCACGACAUUUGGCAAGGCUGAUAACCUCUGUAGUUUCCUUGACGGACAUAUUUCAACCUACUUCAAAUUUAUGACCCCCUACUUUGAACGGUUGCGUAGCACAAUUUUCGAUUCUGCGAUGUUCAUCCCUGAGAGGUUCAUCAAACUUGGCCCUGCCCCCUUCCUGGUGUUGACGCCCACCACCCACAACUCCAUUUUGCAGAUCUUUCAUGAAGCUCUCAAUCAACAAGAAGAUAAUGGAGAAGAAGCUAGUGGAUUAGACAUGUUAAUAGAUGAUGAGUAUAUGGAGGGGGCAAUUGGCGAAGUACUACAGGAGUUGCAAGAGGAUUUUUUUUCAUUCAUUCCAAUCGCACAUUCUAAUAUUAAUGAUGAUGGGGAAAACACAGCAGGGUCAUCCCUUCAUCAGAACUCAAUAGUCCUAAAUGACAAUGAGGAUGAACGUAUGGAGGUGGAACAUCCCACAGCUGGCAAGCUCAUAAGCAUGGACGAGACUUUACAUCAGAGGUGGAGAAGAGAAUUCAUUGCAGCAGGUGGGGAUGGUGAAGACGUAGAAAUGGGUGAAGCUUCAGACCCCAAGUUCUUCCCCUUUGCCUCGGAAAUGGAUUGGAGAGUAGCAUGUUAG
Molecule: messenger RNA, 2589 nt
Organism: Serpula lacrymans var. lacrymans S7.9
Lineage: Eukaryota; Fungi; Basidiomycota; Agaricomycetes; Boletales; Serpulaceae
Exons: 12
Coding region: 1-2589 (862 amino acids)
Source: RefSeq, a predicted model, not a curated record